CCUAUUCGCAAGCGCACACUAAAGAGUCUCCGCUUAGCGGUCAACUUUAGAACUAUCUGUUUGAGGAUAAAAAUGGACGUUGUAAUAAACGUGAAUACACAAAAAUAACAAAAAGUAAUCAUUAUUGCUCAGUUCCUCAGUGUAGAAAUGAUUAUGCGUGUAGUGUCUCAAUGCACGGAUUCCCCAAAAAUGCUCUGAGUAGGAAAAAAUGGAAAAUUCUUUUAGGAAUAGACAAACCCAUAAAUACAAUGAAAGUUUGUAGUGGUAACUUUACAAAAGAGGAUUAUAUUUUACCAGACGUUGCACAUAAACGUAAAUGUUUAAAGAAGACUGCCUGUCCUAGCAGAAAUUUACCUCAAAUACGGCAUCAAUCGGCAGUUAAUCAUGAAACUAAGGCAAAACGUGAAGACCGCUACGUCCGUCGACAACAACUGUUAGAAAAAGCUGUGCGUUUGGAAGCAGCCGACACGCUUCUUUUAUUAGCAAACACCGAGGCAAACACGCAAACUAAAGAAGAAAAGCCGGUUAAUGAAAUGUGUUGUGAGACUGAAAGUUCUUUGAAUGUGUUGUAUAAGGACGUUUCUGUUCAAGUAAAUACGUAUUUAGAUCAGAUCAGCGUGAGUUUAGCAUUGCAGACAUUAUCAACAAUGACUACAGAAUUAAAUUCUGCACAGGAAUUUCCAAUGUGACGUUGUUCAACGUAAUCGUAAUCGCAAAUACUUAAGUGUACAGUUUGCAACAAGUAAUAGGAACUAUACCUUCUGUGUUCGCAAGAGGAUUUUGUUGACUUUAAUGAAAAUUAAAUGUUAUUUUAUGUG
Messenger RNA from Photinus pyralis (common eastern firefly), 818 nucleotides. RefSeq lists its product as uncharacterized. The transcript is spliced from 2 exons. Bases 171 to 689 code for a protein of 172 amino acids. Lineage: Eukaryota; Metazoa; Arthropoda; Insecta; Coleoptera; Lampyridae. The record is from RefSeq and is a predicted model, not a curated record.